AUGGAAAUAGCACGGGAAGAUUAUUAUAUUUACUUCUUAAGUACGGUUGGAAUAACUUAUAAUGGACCUACUGGCAGACAGGAAACGGAGAACAGUGAAGAAUUAAGAGAAUUAAUGGAAACCAGUGACAUCGAGGAGGAUUGCGACGAGAGUAUGAGUGAAAACGACAGCAAUGAUGAUGAGGAUAAAGAAAAUUAUAACGAUGAUGACAUGGAAGAAGAUACCGACUCCGAUGACGAGACGAUAAUAAUCGAUGACGAAGAUGACGAAGAGGAUCGUGAAAACAAUCGCCCUGCUGAUUCGCCCAUGCCCGUGAUGAUGCCGUACCGCCAUUGGCAGCCCGGAGAUUACCUUAAACCGUCUAAUAGACAGUUCUGA
This is a messenger RNA of Spodoptera frugiperda (fall armyworm), 378 nucleotides long. RefSeq names its product glutamic acid-rich protein-like. The transcript has a single exon. The record is from RefSeq and is a predicted model, not a curated record. The coding region runs from base 1 to 378 and encodes 125 amino acids. NCBI's taxonomy places the organism in Eukaryota, Metazoa, Arthropoda, Insecta, Lepidoptera, Noctuidae.